Cannabis sativa is the source of this 729-nucleotide messenger RNA. RefSeq lists its product as uncharacterized. Lineage: Eukaryota; Viridiplantae; Streptophyta; Magnoliopsida; Rosales; Cannabaceae. Bases 1 to 729 code for a protein of 242 amino acids. The record is from RefSeq and is a predicted model, not a curated record. The transcript has 3 exons. Gene Ontology annotation, molecular function: RNA-DNA hybrid ribonuclease activity; nucleic acid binding.
AUGGUUGGAAUUGGAGACUUGAGACUUGUGGGAAUUAUUCGGUUAAAAGUGUUUAUAAAUUCUUGCAAGAAUCUAAAGGUGCUUGGUGCCGUGAUGCCAAUAAUAAUUUUUGAAAGCGUCUGGUCGUUACAAAUACCUGCUAAGAUCAGUAACUUCUUAUGGAGGGCUGCUUCGGGUGUGCUCCCAACUUGUUUUCAACUCCAAAAACGUCAUGUUCCCGUCAAUGCUGACUGUCCGUUGUGUAACGCUCAUGUAGAAACCGUUCAACAUGCGUUGGUGGAGUGUGAGUUUGCUAAAGCUACUUGGAAUCGCAGCAUGGUCGACGUCGGGGUUGGGGCUGCAACAUUCAGCAGCUGGCUGUUGGGGAUCUUCGGCAGGGGGCACGAAGGUGAAAUGGAGGAAGUGGCUAUGUAUAAAUUUGCUCAAGGAAGGAAGGGUCUUUCGUUGUCUCCGCUGCAUGAUGGGAGGCGAAAUCUUGAGCGUUGGAAUGCACCUGAGUUAAACAAGAUCAAAAUUAAUGUUGAUGGGGCUUUAUUUGAACAAGAGGGGCGUUUUGGCAUGGGUUGUGUAUCUCGAAAUCAUCAUGAUGUUAUGGUAGAAGCAUUCCAGAAGGAGAAGAUUGGUUGUGUUCAACCCGAAAUUGCUGAGAUAAUAGGCAUUAAAGAAGCUUUGAGUUGGAUUGCAACUCAUUCGUGGGAUAGAGUCAUGUUGGGUGCUUCAGCUGGAUGA